CGCACUUGUCCAAUGUAUUUGCUUAAGUCCUUUGGGGCUGCUUCUCUUCUAGCUGCUACCGUCGCGAACGCUGCCCAAGUCGUGCUCAACUGGGAUAUUACCUACACUAAUGCUAAUCCUGAUGGUCUACAAGAACGUCGUGUGAUCGGUGUUAAUGGACAAUGGCCGCCACCACCAGUGGAAGCUACCAUCAACGACACCUUGGUCAUCAAUGUACAUAAUUCGCUAGACGUGCCAACCGCUGUGCACUCACACGGCAUGUUCCAAAACAAUACCGCCUACAUGGACGGACCCUCGAUGGUAACCCAAUGUCCCAUUCCACCGGGCCACGAUUUCACCUAUGAGUUUAAUAUCACCCAGCACGGCACUUAUUGGAUCCACAGCCAUUACAUGGGUCAAUACAUGGAUGGUUUCCGAACGCCGUUAAUUCUCCAUAAUACAGUUGAAACCUACCAGUAUGAUUAUGACCGAACUGUCACACUAGUUGACUGGUACCACGCUGAGAGCACCGAGGGUUUGGCUACCUUUUUGAACGAAUACAACCCUACUGGGGCUGAACCAAUUCCUGACUCUGGUCUUAUCAUGGACAAUGCAAAUGCGAGCCUCACAUUUACUCCAGGGAAAACAUACCGUCUUCGUUUGAUUAAUAUGUCUGGAUUCGUUACGUACCACUACAGCAUUGAUAAUCACACUCUGGAUGUGAUCGAAGUAGACGGUGUCGAAGUGCAGCGUCAGCCAAUGGACAUGGUAUCGCUCACUGCUGCACAACGUGUAUCUGUUCUUGUGACCGCAAAGAAUGAUACGUCAAUGAAUUACUACAUGCAUGCUGAUAUGGAUACUGAAAUGCUUGACUCAUUACCAGAUACUCUGCAGUAUAAUAUAUCUAUACCCAUUUUCUAUGACCAGACUCAUACCAACUUUGGGGCUAUACAAAACAUCGCAUUCAACAAUACAUCCUUUGAUGAUACUAUUUUGCAACCAGUCGAGGUACUCGCUGCUGUGGAGCCAGAUGUCUCAAUUAACCUUGAGAUCAAUUUCGAUGUCACCACAGACGGUAUCAAUCGAGGAAUGUUUAAUGAUUUGCCGUAUCUACCCCCCAAGGUUCCUACAUUGAAUACAUUGUUUUCCGAAGGCCAAUACCCGUUAAGCUCUGAAGUUUACGGCCCGCAGACAGGUGUGCAUAUCCUGAAGCAUCUCGAUAUGGUUCAGCUAGUACUUAAUAAUAAGGACGGAAACGACCAUCCAUUCCAUUUGCACGGCCACGUAUUCCAAGUUGUUGGACGUGGGGAUGGCUAUUACGAUAAUAACUCGUCAAUUACUUUAAAUACCACCAAUCCGAUGCGUCGUGAUACGAUCAGAGUGCCCGGAGAAGGUUAUACUAUUAUUCGCUUCCGUGCAGAUAAUCCUGGUGUCUGGUUCUUUCAUUGUCACAUUGAGUGGCACUUGGAAUCUGGUCUUGCAGUGACCUUAGUUGAAGCACCCGAUGUAGCUCAGCAGCGCAUGACAUUGCCUUCUUCUAUGAGUGAAAUGUGUACCGCUGGUGGUAUUCCUGCGACAGGAAAUGCGGCGGGCAAGAAAGGACUGGAUUUAUCGGGAGCACCAAGCGGUGUCACAUUGAUUUACGAUGGCUUUACUGCUCGCGGCAAAGGUGCCAUGGCUGGUUGUAUCAUCGCUGCAUUGCUUGGCAUCGCGACGAUUGUGUGGUUUGCACACGCCGAUCCACAAAAGGAAGCACGAGCCAUUGUCGAAAGCAAACAUAUGCAGUAAUCAUAUAUCAUAGCUCAAAGUGAACAGCCUCUUUUAAUAGCAAACCUUUGUCUUUUAGUUUUCUUGACUCUCCCUCGUAG
Molecule: messenger RNA, 1847 nt
Organism: Zychaea mexicana
Lineage: Eukaryota; Fungi; Mucoromycota; Mucoromycetes; Mucorales; Lichtheimiaceae
Product: multicopper oxidase-domain-containing protein
Exons: 9
Coding region: 13-1767 (584 amino acids)
Biological process (GO): reductive iron assimilation; cellular response to iron ion starvation
Cellular component (GO): high-affinity iron permease complex
Molecular function (GO): copper ion binding; ferroxidase activity
Source: RefSeq, a predicted model, not a curated record